This is a messenger RNA of Entamoeba invadens IP1, 2508 nucleotides long. RefSeq lists its product as hypothetical. The transcript has a single exon. The record is from RefSeq and is a predicted model, not a curated record. Gene Ontology annotation, biological process: maturation of SSU-rRNA. Gene Ontology annotation, cellular component: Pwp2p-containing subcomplex of 90S preribosome; small-subunit processome. Gene Ontology annotation, molecular function: protein binding; snoRNA binding. The coding region runs from base 1 to 2508 and encodes 835 amino acids. NCBI's taxonomy places the organism in Eukaryota, Evosea, Mastigamoebida, Endamoebidae.
AUGGUGAAGACAUAUUUGGACUACAAGGUCGAGUCUCGAAGCGGAUCGAUCUCGACGGCGAACGUUGUGUAUUUUGACUUGAACCAAAUACUUCUAGUGCGGAACAAUCGAGUGGACUUAGUCAACACACGAACAAAUCGAGUAGAGAAGAGUUUUCAAUGUGAUGAAGAGGUAUCCGUCGUCUCGGUUGAUUCCGACCGCCACAACAUUGCAGUUGGGAGUGUCAAAGGGAAGAUCUUUUUGUUUUCGAUUGAAGACAGUGAGUUGUUAGUGACAUUGAGUGGGCACCGUACACCGGUUCAGAUUUUAGAAUUCAGUCCAAAAGGGACCAUAUUAGUCUCUAUAGGGUUAGAGCCCGAAAUAGUAGUUUGGGAUGUGAUUAAAGAAGAAGGUAUCUGUCGUCUUCGUGGGCAUUUAAACGUAAUUCGUGCUGCUGUAGUCUACGAUGAUAUUGUUAUAACUGCUGGAGAUGAUGGUUUAGUGAAGGUAUGGGACUUAGAAGUCCAGCAAUGCAAACAAACCCUAGUUGGUCAUCAAAGUGCGAUAAAAAGUCUCAAAGAAAUUGAACCUGGAAUUUUGAUGACGGGGAGUUUAGAUGGGAAAAUUAGGGUUUUAAAACUGGAAGAAGGGAGUGAAGAAGUGUUAACUCUUCUUGGGGAAGGCAAUUUGAAUGUGACGGGGUAUGUCACAUCCAUUCAAGUCCACAAGACUUUCUGUGGCCUUUCUGUGUAUGGGGGGACAUUAGUAGUAGGGGAGAUCAUUACAACGGAAGACCGGAAGAAGUCCAAAAAGCGCCGUAAAAGAGUCGAGAACAAUGAGUUUGUCUUAAGUGAUUAUUUAGUUGUCCGCCAUGGGAUGAAAGUGAAUGAAACCAUCAAGUCGCUUUCGGUCUUCACUCACAAAGGAAAUGCAGAGGCCAAAGUAAUAGUUGGGGAUGUGAAUGGGUACCUUGAGUAUCAAUACAAGAAAUUUGAGCCCGAAUUGAUUCAAGAGCACAAGCGUCCGGAUAGUAAAAUAGUUUUAGUCUCCGAUGAUGAUGUCACCAUAGCCUCCAUAGGAGAUGGCAAUUGUGAGAUAUGGACGAUCAAUGGGAAGAGUUGUUCUUCUGUGAGAUGUGGACGAGCGAAUGUAGCGACGUUCUUACCUGGGGGGCGUUUUGUAGCUAUUGGAACACUUGGGGGGUCUAUUGAGAUAGUGGACACCUCUGCUGCUGUAGUAAUAGGAAGUAUUAAAGGACAUGACUCGGAAGUGACUGCUUUGAAGAUGUGGAAGGUGAAUGACUUUCUUGGAAUUGUGACAGCGGGGAAAGAUAAGAAAGUUCGAGUAUGGGAGUUAAAUGUAUCUACUGACGAGGAUGGUGGGAAGUGUGUCGAAAUUACAUUAAAGAAUGAAUAUGAUAUGGAUGACUCGGUCAUUUCUUUAGAAUUGUCGAAGAAAGUGUUAAUAGUUGGUACUAAUGAUAACAACGUGAAGGUUUACAAACUUCCAGAGAUGCAAUUUUAUUUAAGUUUGUAUGGACACAAUUUGCCAGUGACGAGCAUUUCUAUAAGCGAUGAUGAUGAACUUGUGAUUACUGGAUCUGCUGAUAAAACGGUUAAAAUUUGGGGACUUCAAUUUGGGGAGUGUAAACGGACUAUGAAAGUUCAUGAUGAUAUUGUGACUGGAGUUGUAUGUAUCCCACGCACUCAUUACUUCAUGAGUGUGUCUCGCGAUAAGAAGAUGCGUUACUUUGAUGCAGAUAAGAUGAUUCUCAUUAAGACGUAUGAUACCCAUGAAGGGGGUAUCAUGGAUAUUGUAUGUAGUAAAUAUGGUGAUUAUGUAGUGACGACGUCAUUGGAUCAUUCGUUUAUUGUAUGGAUGCGAGGAAAGGAACAAGUCUUUGUCGAAGAAGAGGAGCGCAAGUUGUUAACGACUCGUUUUGAUGAAGAGGAAUUGAAAGAGAUCGACUUCGUCGAUAGAAAUGCACCAGAGCGGUUGGAGACGACAGACGCGACGAAAAAGACGGUGGAGAUGAUACGAAGUGCGGAGGAUUUAAUGAGUGUGAUAGAUACAGUGACACAAGAAAUGAAUAAUAUUGAAGGGUAUACCGAAGAAUAUAAGAAAUGGGAAGUAACGAAAGAAGGUGAGCCACCAGUCAAACCAGAGCCUUCAAUAGCUUUGAUGGGGACUAACCCUAAUGAUUACUUAAUGAAUCUCGUCAUGAAAAUUCAAGCAGCUAACUUGCAUCAAAUCCUUUUAAUGUUACCAACUUCCCAUGCAGUUCUAUUACUCGGAUGGGUUAACACCUGGUUGGCUGAAAACAAGAGAGUUUUAACUUGUGUCAAUAUCGCUAGUUUCUUGUGCAAAGUCCACUACUCCUAUUUGGUCGGUUCAAAGGAUCAGAAAAUUACUCAAAUACUUGAAAGUCUCUCAAAAAGAUCGCAGGAAAAAAUAGAAACUUUAAGAAUCACGACUGCAACAAACCUGGAACUCUUGACCGUCGUCGAUUUGAAACUUAACACGAUGUGA